Molecule: messenger RNA, 1471 nt
Organism: Erigeron canadensis
Lineage: Eukaryota; Viridiplantae; Streptophyta; Magnoliopsida; Asterales; Asteraceae
Exons: 8
Coding region: 103-1353 (416 amino acids)
Biological process (GO): positive regulation of cytoplasmic translation
Cellular component (GO): cytoplasm
Molecular function (GO): single-stranded RNA binding; translation regulator activity; zinc ion binding
Source: RefSeq, a predicted model, not a curated record
GUUCAACAACUUCAUCUUCUUCAUUCGCUCUGCAACUCCCAGUUUCUGCAUCUAUAUCUAUAUCUGUAUCAAUAUCUAUAUCUAUAUCCAUAUCCAUAUCCAAUGACAUCAUCCUUAUGCUCUAUGUUUAGAACAGUUAUUCCUCCAUGGUACCACAACGCCGACAAAAGCAACAACUUGAGAUACUACUGGACACUCACACAUUGGAAUAAGUACAGAAAGAAGCAUUCUUUCAGUUUCAUUCCCUUGAUAAUUGUUUCUUCUUUCAAGGAUGAUUCCAUCUCACCUCCACCUACUCCUAAACAAUUUCAGGCAAACCAAAAUAUGAGUUAUGAUCCUUCAGAAGAUCUCUUUGGAGUUUCAGCAGACUUGCAGCCCAGGAAAGCUAUUUCAAGUGGCUCUGCACCAAGGUCAUGGUUUGGACCAAAUGGCCAGUAUAUUAAAGAGUUGCCUUGCCCUAGUUGCAGGGGAAGGGGUUACACCCCUUGCAAAAUUUGUGGCAUUGAAAGAUCACGAUUAGAUUGUUCAGAAUGUAAUGGCAAGGGUAUGGUUACAUGUCAUCAAUGCUUGGGAGAAUGCGUAAUCUGGGAAGAGUCCAUCGAUGAACGGCCAUGGGAAAAAGCCCGUUUAAUUUCUCCAUUCAAAGUAAAGGAAGACGAUGAAGUGGACAACCUUGAAAUAAAAUUAGCGGCAAGGAAAAAGUCGAAGCGUGUAUACCGGUCUCCAUCUCCAGAAGUUGGUUUGAAGAUUAGUAGAUCUCUGAAAAGCCUUAAUGCGAAAACCGGUCUAUUUACCAACAGAAUGAAAAUCAUUCAUGGCGAUCCCCAACUCCAUGCUCAAAGAGUGGCUGCAAUCAAGAAAUCUAAGGGGUCGGUUGAAGCAAGAAAACAAGCUUCUGAAUCCAUGAAAGCCUUCUUUAGUGAUCCAGAAAACCGACGCAGGAGAAGCAUUUCCAUGAAAGGAGUGAAAUUUUACUGCAAAAACUGUGGUCGUGAAGGGCACAGAAGACACUACUGUCCAGAACUUGGUCAAACGUCAGCAGAUCGACGGUUUAGAUGCAGUUUAUGUGGUGAAAAGGGUCAUAACAGAAGAAGCUGCAAGAAAUCUGAUACAAUUGAACCGGUUAGUAAAAGUUUCAAACUGCCUUCCUGCAGCAUUUGUAGACAUCCUGGGCAUAAUCGGAGGACCUGCCUUCAACAAACAAAAGUGGCUGCCACCACCACCAAAACAACUUUAAUAAAGAAAACUUCUUCCAACGCAAAUAAAAGGGCAUACACUUGUAAAGUGUGUCAAGGAGAAGGUCACAAUAUGAGGACAUGCCCUUCAAGAAGUACACCCUUUGUUCAUCUGUAACCAAAUCCUUCACUAUGGAGUUAAAUAGAAUUUUCCCUAUCUUUUGCUGAGUUUAGGUUCAGUCUUGUAUAAAAUCUUAUCAAAAGAUUUUGGUGGUCCAACAUCAAUUUGUUUAUCA